GCUGCCCACCUCUUAGCGCAAGAACCAGAUGCAGCACCGAGCCACCCUGGAUCUUGUAAUCCGCUGCCGUUUUCUCAUCAUUCCUGAGGUGGAAAAAAUGGAGGGUUUAGAAUAAAGAUACACAAAUGUACCAGAGCAGGAUGAGCGUACAGUGAGAUACAGUCUCAAGGCCAUCCUCUUCAGCAGCCAUGCCACGUAUUGAAAAUGAUAUCAAGCUCGACUUCAAGGACGUGCUGCUUCGACCCAAAAGAAGCACUCUCAAAUCUCGCAGUGAGGUGGAUCUCAUGCGCAGUUUCACUUUCAGAAACUCGAAGGGCAGUUACCGUGGGAUUCCCAUCAUUGCCGCCAACAUGGACACCGUGGGGACUUUUGAAAUGGCUUUAGCCUUACAUCAGUUUAGUCUCUUUACAGCCAUCCAUAAGCAUUACUGUGUGGAUGACUGGAAGGAGUUUGCAGCCAAGCACCCAGAAUGCUUACAGAGUGUAGCCGUCAGCACGGGGACGAGUGAUGGGGAUUUUGAGCGAUUGGGGGCCAUUAUGGCCGCUGUACCUCAAGUUCAGUACAUUUGUGUAGAUGUAGCCAAUGGCUACUCUGAACACUUUGUCAACUUUGUGAAAGACGUGAGGAAGAUGUUCCCUACGCAUACCAUCAUGGCUGGCAAUGUGGUCACAGGAGAGAUGGUUGAAGAGCUGAUUCUUGCUGGUGCUGACAUCAUCAAAGUGGGCAUUGGACCAGGUUCUGUGUGCACCACUCGCAUGAAGACCGGCGUGGGUUAUCCUCAGCUGAGUGCAGUCAUUGAGUGCGCUGACGCUGCACACGGCCUGGGUGGACACAUCAUAUCUGAUGGGGGAUGUACCUGCCCAGGUGACGUCUCCAAGGCAUUUGGGGCGGGGGCUGACUUUGUGAUGCUGGGAGGAAUGCUUGCUGGUCAUUCUGAGAGUGGGGGUGAAACCAUAGAGAAAAACGGCAAAAAGUACAAACUGUUCUACGGCAUGAGUUCAGACACGGCUAUGAAGAGGCAUGCAGGAGGUGUAGCAGAGUAUAGGGCAUCAGAGGGUAAAACCGUUGAAGUGCCUUACAAAGGGCCUGUGGAGAUGACGGUGAGAGAUGUGCUGGGUGGAGUUCGUUCCACCUGCACAUAUGUGGGUGCUGCUAAGCUGAAAGAGCUGAGUCGUCGUACCACCUUCAUUAGGGUGACCCAGCAACUCAACACCGUGUUUGGUAAUAAUUAAGCCAGUUCUAAGGUCUAACCAGGUCCAUAUUGGACCAGAGUAUGCCAAAUCCAUGCAAAGGUCAUUUAUUUUUCUCUGCAGUCAUGCACACAUAUGCAUGUUCACACACACAUACAUAUUGCAUUGUCAUUUAGCGUUAUAAUGCGUAUUUGAAUUCACCAGAUGCUGUAUUGGCCACUGCAUGGCCUUUCCGUUUUUUUUUUUUGGAUUAAUCAUUCUUUGAAAACUUCUAAUUUUGGGAGUUUUGAAUUUUUUGAAGUAUUCAAGGACACUGUAAUAAUAUUGUAUGUUUUAUGCAGUUUGUGUUUUAGGUCAUAACCUUAAAAUCUUGAGUUCAUUUUCAGUUAAAAUCUUCUGUUCAUUUGUCUAAACAACCUUAGACUAGACACUGUAUUAGAGCCUUAUAUUUCAUCCAAAUAAUUCAAGUACUGUUUUAGACUUUGUUGUAAAUUUUAUCAAACUGUCUAUGCCUAAUGUCUUACAUUCCUGGGAUUUUCUGAUACUUUCUGAUUUGAUCCCUGGACCAACUCAAAUCCUUUAAUAAAUUAUUCCAGUAUUAGCGGUCUGUUAUACAAAUAUGCUAAAGACAUCCGUUAUGUACUACCAUUCUAUUGUAUAGCAUAUAUUUGAAGACCAAAGCAAGGGUAUUUUUUUUACCCUUUUAACAGUUUCUCCUGUGUUUGUAUGUUGCAAAUGAAGUGGUAUUACACAAUCUUUGCAAGUCUUAAUCAGUUCUCGUCAUAGUAUUGGCAUGAUUUUAUGCACCUGAGCCUGGUUUGAUCAUUAGACAUACUGCAUACUCAAAUAUUUUCUACUUAACACUUAAUUAAACUUAACUAAAAGACAAAAAUUAAAUUAUUAUUAUACUGUUUAUACUAUUGAUAUUCCAUUACAGUUAGUGUUCUCAUUGAAUGUAAUUAAAGUUGCUGCUGAUGCAGAUAUGAAUAAACGUUGAAGAAAUUAAACCCAUUUCUACCCUUAACUAGCAACAGAUGAUCCCAAGUGGCUAAUAAGUGGAUGAUUUAAUUUAAUCCAUGUUGAUAUUGAUAUUUUACAUGCUGUUAAAUCAGUUUUUUUUCAUGCAUUUCACUUAAAAUAAUUCCAGAUCAAAUUAAUUCAGAUGUUCAGGAGUUCCUCUAUUGUAUUGUAAAAAUAAAUCAUUUAGAUAAUCA
Ctenopharyngodon idella (grass carp) is the source of this 2404-nucleotide messenger RNA. RefSeq names its product guanosine monophosphate reductase 2 (gene gmpr2). Gene Ontology annotation, molecular function: GMP reductase activity. The transcript is spliced from 10 exons. Gene Ontology annotation, cellular component: GMP reductase complex. The record is from RefSeq and is a predicted model, not a curated record. Gene Ontology annotation, biological process: nucleotide metabolic process. The coding region runs from base 189 to 1232 and encodes 347 amino acids. Lineage: Eukaryota; Metazoa; Chordata; Actinopteri; Cypriniformes; Xenocyprididae.